AUGAAUAUGAUUUUAUCUUCUUUAACAUUAAAUAGUUAUGAAGAAAUUGGUAUCUUCAAAAGAGUAUACAAUGAUAGGAUAGUCCUUUUUGAUGCAUCAGGAUCUUCAAAACAGAAGAUAAAUGGUACAAAACAAUUUACUAAACCAGAAUACGCAGCUUAUCCUUGGGGAAAAAGGUAUGACUGGUGUUCUGAUGUUGGGUAUACGCUUAAGGAGCAUCCUUUUAUUGCUGUAACAAUGAAAUCUAAAAAAUUUAAAUUCAAUGGAUAUACAGUUCGAAGCGGAUGCUGUUAUGAAGGAUGUUGUUGUGGUAUACAUUAUAGUUAUUGUGUCGAUUGCUAUUUAUAUUCUUGGUCUUUGCAAAUUUCAGAUAACUAUAAAGAUUGGAUCACAGUUCAUCAUAUAGAAAAAGACAACUCAAUCCAGAAAUGUGCUGAUAAAACUUUCAGUUUAGAUAAAGAAUAUAGUGCUAAAUAUGUUAGAUUAAUUCAAGAUAGCCCUUAUCCGAGUUUGCCUCCUUGCAUUGCAUUAAAUAGAUUUGAAUUGUUCGGAGAAGUAUUAAAUGACUAUUCUGAAAUUGAUGAAGCUUUCAAUACAGAUAUCGAAGAUGAAGAUGAAGGUAUCAACAUAAUAGGGCGGAUUUCUAAAAGCGAUUGA
Messenger RNA from Trichomonas vaginalis G3, 657 nucleotides. RefSeq names its product galactose-binding domain-like family. The transcript has a single exon. NCBI's taxonomy places the organism in Eukaryota, Parabasalia, Trichomonadida, Trichomonadidae. Bases 1 to 657 code for a protein of 218 amino acids. The record is from RefSeq and is a predicted model, not a curated record.